Lecanosticta acicola is the source of this 1390-nucleotide messenger RNA. The record is from the annotation of a GenBank genome assembly. Lineage: Eukaryota; Fungi; Ascomycota; Dothideomycetes; Mycosphaerellales; Mycosphaerellaceae.
AUGGCUCCGAAGUCUGCAGAGCGAAUCAUCCACUAUCAGGAAUAUCUCGAUGGUGUUGCGGCCGGCUUAGACGAGGAACUACGAGCGAAGACAGAAGAGCUACAGGCGACCGGUGGGAACGCGCAAGAGCUUCAAGACGCGCACGGAGAGCUUACUCGACAGGUUGCUCGCGACAAGCAGAUAAUCGCCGACCGCCGUGAGGUAGGUGCAGCAGACGUGCGACGUUAGUUCAGUCUAGUACUGACUUUGCCAUAGGAACUGCAAGAGCGACUCGAAGAUGAAGAACGUGUUCCAAACUACGACGGCGAGCUCGCAGACUUCUAUGUCGCUUUCGUGCCGUGGUCAAAGCGCGCAGCAGACGAUACAGACGCCGAGGGAUGGGUCGACUUGGGUCAGGACUUCGAGUUUGCGGAGUUGCGCGAGGGCGAGAAUCUGGACUACGAAGAGAUCAUCCGGCCGUUGCAGACGGAGAUCAAAGACCUUAAGGAGCUGAGAAUGCGCCUCGACGAGACGGUGAGGCGGUUGGUCAAGAAGAACCCCGGUUUCGAGGACAAGAUCGAGGAACUAGCCGAGAAGGAUCGUCGGGAGAUCUCUGUUCGACUCGAGGUAUGCUUAAACACGAACGCGUUAUAAGACCUAUCUAACGAGUCUCUAGGUUUUCCAGACCGAGCUGAAUAGCGGCAUUGACGGAGACGACGACCAACAGGACCAGUGGGCCGAGCUCGUCGACCGUUACCUUACCACGAAGUACAAGAUCAGAGUUCAAGAGCUAUGGAACGCUCUGAGCGAGAACGAGAAGGGCGAGCCGAAAGCAAAGGAGAAGAAAGCCGGGGCGAUCAAGCGGAAGAGGAGCAGGACAAGCCUUGGUAGGCGAACGAAGCGUCGCCAAGUGGACGAUAAAGAGAGUGUGGAGGAAGGCGCAUCUUCGAUGCCAGACGACGACUCAGCGCUGGACGACGUGCAGGCAGAGCUCGACGAGAUGGAGCGUCGACGUCGGGCAGCGAAGGACUACUCUUCUCUCCCAGAAUGCUCCUUCGUCGUCAUGUCUCUUACUCGGCAGUGGGUCGAGGUGCAAUGCCCCAUCUGCAAGGGCAACGCGCCAGCUCCCGGCGAGCCAGCGAUUCGCGGACUUGUCUUCUUUCAGAUCCACCUGUCGAGCGUUCACAACGUCGACAUCGCUAACCUCGAGGAGCUGUUGGACCGCUGCCGCGUUCGCGAGCUCAAUCUCUACGACGUGCGCACGAUCGUUUACAAGUACGAGGCCGUGACUGCGAAGCCAGUGGCGACUGAGGAGGACCUCGUCAGAGAUGAGAACAGCAAGGAGGACGAUAUGAUGGCGAAUGAGGCGGGAGAUGGCUCUGGGGCCGAGAAAGGUGAGCAGCUUUCCUAA